AUUGGACACUACCAUCACUUCAAGAUGGAGGAGGGAGAGGUAAUUAUUUGGACCGUACUAACUCGUUUGUGCCUGUUUGUUGUUUCUGAUUUUUAGGUAGUUGUCUUUAGGUACCAUUAAAAAUGUUUUUUAAAUAUGAUGCAGGUUUAAAUUUGUGUAUUUGAGUAUUUGGUACCUUUUCCUACAAGUGUCUAUAUUUUAAAUUUUAUGCCUAAUUUUACUUCUGUUUUGCAACUUAGUGCUGCAUUUAUUUGGAACUUAUAAGGCAAGAAAAACUGUAUCUGUAUUGGGAUAAAAAUUAGAUUUAGUUGUACAAUUCAUUUUAAACAUAGAUUAGACCCUUUUCAUUGUAACAAGGAUGGAUUUUACGAAAUUGAACUGUCUAAUAUAAUUAGUUUAAGCUUGGACAAGAAGCUUGUUUCAAGAUCAUACACACUUUCAUAGUGGUUGUAAAAAAAAAAAAAAGAAGAAGACAUUUGACAUCACAACCUAAGGUUCCACUGUAAAAAAAAUAUUGCAAUGAUCCCUUCAAAUCUACCUGAACAUUCACUAUGAAGUUCUGGAUUAAAAAAAUAAAUCUACAGCCUUGUUACUGAUUCAUUGCAGCUAACACAAUCCUCCUGCUGCCUUUCCUUCUUGCUCAGAGCCCAAAGCCUUAAAUCACAACACUAAUCCUUGUGAACAGUAUUUUUAACUUGCGUUUGGACAGAAAGAACAUCAAUAGGAUUAGAGAAUCAGUGCAAAGCUGAGGCGGUAACACAUGCAGUUGAUCUCACAUGCUCUGAGGAAAGCACAGCAGUACUUACUUUAUCUGGAUUUCAACAUGAAAGCAGAUGGUUUCUCUGAAAGUGUUGUUUGAAUAAAUACCUGGUGGAUUCUUCUACUUCUUCUUCUUCUUUUUUUUUUUUUUUUUACUAAUUUAGUCAGAACCUACCGCAGAAUAGAACAAAACUACUCUAUGUUUUGGACACCAAAAAGCUGCCACAAUGGAGACUGUGAGGCCGAAGUUGAAAGUUUUAAAGAAGCGACGUUCCAGUCUUUUUGCAUCCAUAAAACGGGAAGUUAGUUUUUCACAAAGCCAUGAGGAAGACCAACGUGAGUUCCCUUUUUCACAGGAUAGCUCAGUCAAACCAUGGACUUCUAUGGACAACCUGGAUGCUCCUGAUGAGAAACAAGAAGAUCACAGCCCGCCAAAGCCAAGACUUCCAAACAUCGUCAGUGUAAAUGUUGGUGGAAAAGUAUUUCAUAUUCCAAAACAUCUGGCUCUGCGUCACCCAAAAACCAGGAUUGGUGUCCUUGCCCUGUGUGAUAAUCCAGUCAAGCGUCUGACGCUCUGCGAUGACUAUAAUGUCAUAAACAAUGAGUUCUUUUUUGACAGGGACCCUAUGUUUUUCCAUUACAUAUUUCACUUUUACUGCAGUAAUGUUCUGUGGGUGAUGGACAGUCUCUGCCCUGUCAACUUCGAGGAGGAGAUGUCAUUCUGGGGGCUGAAUCUAAGGGACAGUCCAAGGUGUUGUCGUAUUUUAUAUGAGGAGAAACUAGAUGACAUCAGAGAUCACCUCAAGGUCAACAAGGAGCUGAUUGAUGAGAUUAAACCUCACCAGGAUGACAGUGCUUACAAGACCAUGUUUCUGGGACACUUUCGAAAAGCCCUUUGGGACCUGAUGGAGAACCCUUAUUCUUCAGUGUCAGCCAAGGCCUUUGCUGUGUUCUCGAGUCUCUUUGUUCUUAUUUCUAUUGUUGCAAUGACAAUGAACACAGUGCAAGAACUCAGGCAGUACAAAGUCGCUGGCAAAACCUACAUGGAAUGGGUGGAGAUCAGCUCCAUCCUUUUCUUCACCUUUGAGUACUUUCUGCGAUUACUGACCACCUCUAACAUUAAAUGUUUUUUAAAGAGCACCCUCAACUUUGUGGACAUAGUGGCUGUGAUGCCCUACUUCAUCCAGCUCAUCUUUGAAGCAUUUGUCAUAGACACUGAGAACCUGAGUGCACAGGAAGAUUUGAAGGCUAUGUCGAGGGUCAGCAAAGUCAGCAAAGUCCUCAAAGUUAUCAAGCUAAUGCGUAUUUUCCGUAUCCUGAAGCUUGCCCGACAUUCUACUGGCAUGAGGGCGUUUGGUUUCACCAUUCGCCAGUGUUCUGAACAGGUAUGCUGUUUGUUUCUCUUCAUCGCCAUGGGCAUCUUCACCUUCUCUGCAUUGAUGCACUCCGUUGAGGUGGAUCAGCCCGGGACGCCAUUCAGCAGCAUCCCAGAUGCCUGGUGGUGGGCUGCGGUCAGCAUUUCUACUGUGGGCUACGGAGAUGUUGUACCUGUGGGCUAUUUGGGCCGCUGUGUGGCAUUCGGCUGCAUCUCCUUUGGCAUCAUCCUCAACGGCAUGCCCAUCUCCAUCCUGUUCAACAAGUUCUCUGACUACUAUGCCAAACUGAAGGAGCAGGAAUACACAUUCUCAAACACAGAGCGCACCUUCCAGCUCAGAAAACGCCUGAGACGUAAAUUUGACAGUUGCUUUGAUCCUCAGCCUGUAGAAUCAGACGAUGAGAUCCAACAACUGCCCAGUGGAAGACAAACUGGUCAGGAUAAGGAGAACUGAGUAAAGCAGCGGCGUUUAGAACAACCCACAUCCCAAAUGGCCUUAUCCUCCAUCCGUCUACAAACUGUCAGAUCCACUCUGCCUCCAAAGCAGACUCUUCGUGAUGAGUGGGUAAAUGGAGGCAGCAGCAAGUUGAGAUAAUCUAUAAGCCUCGGUUUAAUAGCUGGUGUAAACACGCAGUGUGUGACAACUGUCACAUAAAUAAGAUGCUUCCACUGGACAGAUGUGUUUGUUUCCCCACAAAAAAAAUAUCUGGUUGCAUCUACAAAUUUCUAAUGUCCCUGUACUUUAUGUUGUGAUCAUUCAAUCCAAAACAUGCACUUGAAAAUCAAACCUAAAAACCUAUAAUAAUGUACAUUUAUCACAUAUUAAUAAAUGUUCUGAGUGAGUGAAAAAUGAUUGAACCUAUUCUCUUUCCUGUGUCAGUCUCAUCUCACAGAGAAGUUCAUAUUACGUGCUCUCUCCUCUAAUAGAUGACAGUGUCUCUUUAAUGCAGUUACGUGGAAGUAAUGGCCCUGGUGUCAGUGGUUAAGUAGUGUCGUCACCAUCAAUUAAACUCUUAUCCUUCCUGUCUUUUUAAGACUUAAACACUGAUUUGCCAGGAAUAGGUGCUGUUUAAAGGGACUUAAGGGGAAGGUCAGUCAUGCAAAUUAAUCAGAUGGCAGAUUAAGAGUAUAAAAAAAGAAAUGAACAAUUUAACUGAAAUGAUUGCGUGCAACCUUAACGAUACAUCCAAUUUCAUUAGCUGGAGAAAGACCUUCGGAACGCAGAAAUGUCAGUACCAUUCAUUUUAAUGGGGUUUUAAGAGCAUGU
Messenger RNA from Cynoglossus semilaevis (tongue sole), 3401 nucleotides. RefSeq names its product potassium voltage-gated channel subfamily V member 2. The transcript has 4 exons. Gene Ontology annotation, cellular component: voltage-gated potassium channel complex; membrane. The record is from RefSeq and is a predicted model, not a curated record. Bases 987 to 2588 code for a protein of 533 amino acids. Gene Ontology annotation, biological process: action potential; protein homooligomerization; potassium ion transmembrane transport. Lineage: Eukaryota; Metazoa; Chordata; Actinopteri; Pleuronectiformes; Cynoglossidae. Gene Ontology annotation, molecular function: delayed rectifier potassium channel activity.